AUGUCAAGCUCAAUCAAUCAACAUGAGGAGGGUCAUGGCAUUGAUCGCCAUGAUCAUCUCUUGCUGGAUCACUCCCUUUCUGCAGAGGAUCUGGCCCUGAGAUUGGAGCAACUUCAAUUGGAGCUAGAACAGGAACGGGCAAAAUCGAGCCGUGGCCGUGGCAGCCGUCGUGAGCAGCCCUCUUCCUCUGUCUCACAUCCUCAGCAGCAACGUCCGCAUCGUCUUUUUGGAGUCCCCAUUGAGAUUGAUGCGGAUCUUCAUAAGCGUGCACAAGUGACCCUGAAUGAGAUCUUGGAACGGCUGGAGCGUCAAAAGAUGGAAUCUGAUCCCUUUGCUUACAACAACAACAACAUCAUCCCUGGCAUUGAGGACAAUGGCUUUGGUCGUGUUCGACACACACAUAAACUCAACCCAAAACUUCUGGAAAGACGUGAUCUGAGUCAUGCACAAACCCUAAGGCAGAGCCAUGGAAAUGCCAAUCUACGGCAUAGUUGA
Molecule: messenger RNA, 495 nt
Organism: Lobosporangium transversale
Lineage: Eukaryota; Fungi; Mortierellomycota; Mortierellomycetes; Mortierellales; Mortierellaceae
Exons: 1
Coding region: 1-495 (164 amino acids)
Source: RefSeq, a predicted model, not a curated record